Messenger RNA from Colletotrichum orchidophilum, 1692 nucleotides. RefSeq lists its product as uncharacterized. The record is from RefSeq and is a predicted model, not a curated record. The coding region runs from base 1 to 1692 and encodes 563 amino acids. NCBI's taxonomy places the organism in Eukaryota, Fungi, Ascomycota, Sordariomycetes, Glomerellales, Glomerellaceae. The transcript has a single exon.
AUGAAUACUGACGAGAUUCCGCCUGAGACGUCUCCCGUCUUUGAGGAGCUAGCAAUCAUCCUCCAGGGCAUCGACGAGUGCCCAAACCCGAGCGACUGGGAUCUCAGGCGGUGUCCAGCCUUGACAAAAAGGAAGACCCGCUGCAAGAACAAGCUCAAUGACCAGGAUGCAGAGAAGGCGCAACAACUCCGGCACGGUCUCCGUCUGAUAGUGGACCGCCCAAAAGCCGAGGAUGAUGGGGAGCUUCUUUCUCAGCUCAAAGAGUUUCUCGCAGUCACCCACUGCCGGCAUCAUGAUCGAGACGCCCUUCAGAGGCUCGAGAGCUGGAAUACGACUCGUGGUGGCGCGCCUGAAUCGUUGUCGUUCGAGGAACCACCCACUGUCAGCGAUGAUAGUUACCAAGGUGCUGAUACCCCAAAGUCCACCGCCCUCACUGCCGCGGCACAGCCGGUAGACUCCCAAACCGACCCAUCGACGGAAGUGGCGGACGUGGAGGUUUCCAUGCUCGUCGAAACAGUCACAGAGAGCGUCUCGACCCUGACCGUCACCGCGGCGGGCGAGACAGUCACGGCAGCAGCCACGACAGAGAUCCACGAAACCACCAACGUCGUCGUAGCUGAGCGCAUCGAAGGCCUUGGCGUGACAAGGCCCCCUCGGCGGAGAGUGUCUCAACGAGACCACUCCGCAGUCUUUGCAGAAAUCUCCAAGCCCCUACGCAACAUUGAAAGAAAUCACGGCGUCGUCUAUGUUCUCGCGCACAACAAAUUGGAAGACACGUUCAAGAUUGGCUUUACGAGGGGCACCGCGGCGGCGAGGCUCCGGCAGCCGAACAACUGCGCCGGCCGCAACGCGCACAUCAUCCACGAGACGCCCGGGGGCCCCUUUUUGGGGGCGGCCAAAGCCGAGAGGCUCGCGCAGGUCGUGCUGGAGUUCCACAACAUCGGCAUCGCCAAGUGCGAUGAGUGCGGCGGGGGUCACAAGGAGUGGUUCCGGUCUUCCAAGGAGACGGUGUUGGAUACCGUUGCCGCCAUGGAGAACUUUGUACGGCUCCCGGCGUAUGAGCAGACUGGUGGGGACGACGGCGAGUGGAAGCUCUCGGAGGCCGCCGGCGAGAUUGUUAGUGCCAUGUGUCAUUUCUCAGUCAAGAGGUUGAGGAGCACGAUGAUGACGACGGGCGCGGUCGCAGAACCCACCGGCGGGGAAGAUGAGGGUUUUGAUGAUGUCGACGUCGACGUCGACAUCGUCGACGACGACGGCGAUGACGAGGCUACGGAGAUUCUGACAAGUGGGCAAGACGAAAGCGGCAGCCGCGAUUCUGUGGUCUCAGCAGGCCCCGGGGAAUCCCUGGGAGAACAGGAUAAGAGUGAGCCUGCUGUCGCUGCCAAAGAAAAGAGACGCAGGAGGCGGAUCUAUUUACCCUGGGUUCGACAGGGCACAUCCGAGGAGCUCGGCGACCCGGGUGCGAGGGAGCAUUCGAAACGAAGCAAUGGCGAGAGUGGUCGCAGCAGCGAGAAGGUUGGUAACGUCAACGACGCAUUCAUGGGUAUUCUCUUGAGCCUGUGGCCAGAGGACGCAAAGAAUAGGGAGGCGAAUGGUGGGAAGGGGAGUCCCGAUCGAAAGGAUUCGUGGUUGCGGAAGAGGACGAAGGGGCUUGGGGGCUGGGCCAGACAGAGGCGCACGUCUGGGGCAUGA